AUGAAUGGAACAGCGAAUUCGAAUGAAUUUACUCGUAAAAAUAAUGAAAUACCAAUACUUUUGAUGAAAGAUUUGAAUUCUUAUACCACGAUAAAACAUAUCAAUCAUUUCAUGUUUUUAACUAUUUUAUUAACAACUUAUGAUGUUAAAAAAGAUUUGAAAAGAAUUUGUUCAAAAUUUCUCGAUGAUGAAAUAAGUAAAAAUAUUCUCACAGAUACUAUUGAAAAUAAGAAUAUCAAAAGUUUUAUUCAAUCGAUGAUAGAAUGUAAAAUUAUUGCUGAUUUUGAUUAUAAUAUUGAUUUAACAGAUACAUUAAAUGAUCUCAAAAAAUUAUUUUAUAAAUCAAUCGAAGAACAUCGUAAAGAAAUUGAAGAAAACCAUAAAUCAGCUUUAGAAUUAACAGAUAAUUUAAUUGAACAACAUGAAAAUAAACAAAAAUAUUUUCAUUUAUUGAUGAUGAUGAUGAUUUUUAUUUCGACAACAGCAGUUUUGAAUGGAAAAGAGUAA
Didymodactylos carnosus is the source of this 507-nucleotide messenger RNA. The record is from the annotation of a GenBank genome assembly. NCBI's taxonomy places the organism in Eukaryota, Metazoa, Rotifera, Eurotatoria, Philodinida, Philodinidae.